Messenger RNA from Daphnia pulicaria, 5951 nucleotides. Its product is annotated as cyclin-T2-like. The transcript is spliced from 8 exons. Gene Ontology annotation, cellular component: cyclin/CDK positive transcription elongation factor complex; nucleus. Gene Ontology annotation, biological process: positive regulation of DNA-templated transcription, elongation; regulation of transcription by RNA polymerase II. NCBI's taxonomy places the organism in Eukaryota, Metazoa, Arthropoda, Branchiopoda, Diplostraca, Daphniidae. The coding region runs from base 572 to 3862 and encodes 1096 amino acids. Gene Ontology annotation, molecular function: cyclin-dependent protein serine/threonine kinase activator activity. The record is from RefSeq and is a predicted model, not a curated record.
CAGGGACAUUGGUGAAUGAAAGGCAUCCACAUGAAUGUGGAUGUACCGGAAAUCAGUUUUGUAGAGUGUUUGAAAAGAUGACAGGAUAAAAAUCUACUGUCACUUAAAAGGGUAAACUAAUUAAAUUGGGGGUAGGGUCAUCGAGUACGUGAGCUUUUUCUUUUCCGGAUAGCCUCGAAUAGUGCGUGACAGCCUCCAACUGUUACAUCAUUUUUUGGUAGCCUUCAAGCCCCAGAGUAUAGUACGUAACGGUCUGCAGAGUCAGCGCCAUCGCAGAAGACGUGGGUAAAAUACGCGGGACGUUUUGAGGGCACUGUCGAUAGUUCUUACUCUGCAAUUUUCCUACACAUCUGGCACAACUGAGUGGUAAAUGAGUUCAAGGAGAGCUAUGCGGAAUUGGAGUGAUCAUGUUUACGUGUUUGUGCAGUGUUAUUUUGCAUCGUUUCGCCAUUCCGAGUAACCUAAUAGGAGUGCGUCGACAAGGGUGGACUCUAGCGGCUGGCGGGAAAAGCUUUUAGCGUGGUGCCGAUAGCGGUCGUUUUCGAGGUCUAGAAAAUAGUGUGUAUAAAAUAUGGCUGCCUCGAUGGAGGGUAAGUGGGUUUUUACAAAAGAACAAUUACAAAAUACUCCUUCCCGAAGAUGCAACAUCGACUACGACAAGGAAAUCUUUUACCGGCAACAGGCGGCAACAUUAAUUCAAGAAAUGGGUCAAAGAUUACAAGUGACACAACUGUGCAUCAACACAGCCAUCGUCUAUGUGCACCGGUUCUACAUGUUCCAUUCCUUCAACAAGUUCCAUCGAAAUCCAAUCUCUUCCUGUGCACUCUUCCUAGCCGCCAAAGUUGAGGAACAGCCCAGAAAGUUGGAACAUGUCAUUAGGGUUGCACACAUGAUUCUCUACAAGGAUCAGCGAAACUUGGACAUCAACUCUGAGCAAUACAUUGAACAAGCUCAAGAGCUGAUAAACAAUGAAAAUAUCCUUCUCCAGACUCUUGGCUUUGAUGUCGCCAUUGACCACCCUCACACACAAGUGCUCAAGUGUUGUCAGCAUCUAUUUAGAGCAUCUUCAAGCAAGGACAUGGCUCAAACCUCCUACUUCAUGGCCACUAAUAGUUUGCACCUGACUACCAUGUGCCUCCAGUACAAGCCCACUGUAGUGGCCUGUGUUUGCAUCCACCUGGUGUGCAAAUGGUUCAACUUUGAGAUCCCACAGAGUGCCGAGGGUAAAGAUUGGUUUACGUACGUUGACAAAACGGUGACGUUAGAAAUGUUGGACGAAUUGACCGUUGAAUUUCUGGCGAUUUUCAAUAAAUGCCCGUCGAGACUGCGGAAACGAGUGAUGCAACAACCUGGAGUCAAUGCUUCUGCCAUGACAUCGUCGGACAAGAGUGCAUCCGGUAGUAGUAGCAAAGACGCGUCAUCAAGCCAUCCAGAAGCUCACAAGGUCAGGAAUGAAUCUUCCGGAAGCAGCAGCGGAAGCGCUGCUCCCAAACCAGGCGAGAGAGUUCCUCGGCCACAUGACCAAAGAAGAGACAAGACUGGCGCCCUCGUCCCUCCUUCUAGUUCGACGGCCAGCGUUCCUGCCGGUCACCGUCCAUCUUCGAACAGUGGUCAUCCUCCUUCACAUUCGAAUCGACCUCCGGAAAGUGCGGGGAGUGGUGGUGGUGGUGCAGCUGCUGGCGGUCAUCAUCACCAUCAUCACCACCAACAGCAGCAACAACUUCACCCACAACAACUUCAGGCAGGACAGGGCCGACCUCCACAUCCUCACCAACGGUCGAGUUCUGGUUCUAUGAAAGAUCCAAAACAGCCUACUGGAAGCAGCAGCAGUAGUACAUCUCACUCUUCAUCUUCUCAACAACAUCACCAACAGCAGCAGCAACAACAACAUCAACAGCAAAGGUUGCAGCAACAACCUGUUCCGCCGAGUACAUCGUCGUCACAGAGAAAACCGGUCCCUCCGAGUUCAGUUUCCAGCAAUAAAGUUCAGCAGCCGUCGAGUGGCGGUAGCAGCAGUGGUAGUUUAUUUUCUCCUCCUCGGAUCGACCAACAACAACCCGAGCGAAAGCCGAACGAUAUCAGUAGUAGUAGUAGGAACAAUAAGCCAUCGACAUCGGCCUUUGGUCAAGAUUGGCCCGGCAAUGGUAGCCUAGUCGGAAUGAGCAGCUCAACGGCAUCCAGUCAGCAAACGCAAAUGAAUCUUACUGCAUCGCUAGGCUUCAAUCUCGAUAUAGACAUUUGCGAAGACCAGGACUCUACAUGGGAUAUUAACUACGGCCUGGAACCCAACAGUCUGCUCGGAUCUCCUAAUGCGGCGAUCGAAUCCAUGUUGUUGAACACCACUCCUGGAGAGGGUGCCAGCACGAGUGGGUUCCAAAUGAAGCAGCAGCAUCAGAGCCUUUUUGGUAUGCUGGCGCCAUCACCUAAACUCCAACAGCCUGUGCAACAACAGCAGCAUCCGCCCAAUCCGCAGCUUCCUUCUACACCUCAGCCGCAAAUUACUCCUCAGCAAGUUCAGCAGCAGCAGCUGCAACAGCCGCCACAGCUAGUUCAACAGCCCUCAUUUCGUGAAAGUUUGUUUGAUCUAGGGCUAGAUAAUGAACCCUUCUCCAGCGUCAAGACUGAAGACGCCAUGGCUUGCAUCGAGAUCAAGAGCACACCUGCAGCAGAAGUCGUAGUUUCUGCGCCCACUGAUGGUGGCGACGAAGUUGAUCCAUCUACGGGGAAGAAAAAGAAGAAGGAUAAAAAGAAGCACAAAAGCAAGGAUAAAGACCGCGAAGGCAAAGAGAAGGAGAAGAAACACAAGCACAAACAUAAAGAGAAGGACAAGGAGAAGGUGCGCGAAAAGGAGAAGUUCAAAGAAGCUGCGGAGGGUUCCUCUCGGAUCAAGAUCUCCGGAGUGAGCCAGUCGCCAGUUGGAGAUCAGGCGACGUCGAUCAAACCUGUUUUAAAAAUCAAAAUUCCUAAGGGGCGUAUCGAAGGUGAUGUUCCUACAACCCCAACCAACGGAUCCAGCGAUAGUCAGCAGCCCGUGCCGGCAGCUUCGCCCAUGGCACCUGGUGGUGGACUCAAGAUCAAAAUAAGCCGGGAAAUGAUCAGCAGCAAUAAUAGCAAAGAAAAGGAAAGCAGUAGGAAGCGAUCCAGCACAACCAGCAGCUCGUCGCUGAACAAGACAUCCCUUCCGUCGGCCAAACAACCUAAAAUGGAAGCCAUACCACAACAACAACAAUUACCGCAGCAACAGCAGCUGCAUCAUCCUCAACCUCCUCAUCAUCAGCACCACCAACAGCAGCAGCAUCAACAACAUCAGCAGUUUCAAUCUGCUGGCUCGGCUGGGCGUCCUCAUCACGAACGUAACGGGUCGUCGUCGAACGUAGCUCCGGAAGAGAAUCGCCAACGUAGUCAUUCGGCUCAUCGAAGCUCAUCCACCAACAUGAACAAGGUAGGCCAUUCGUCCAUGCAGACGUUUUCGGCUCCUACUGCUAGUACGUCCUCCUCCGGUCCGUCGUCCGCUGCCGCUUCCGCCGCCAAUGCCGCUGCUGCUGCCGCCGCCAAUGCCGCGAACGCCUACAACCGUGCAGCGGGCGGUUUUCCCUCCUUUGCUCCCACUUAUCCUCCACCAGGGUCUAUGCCACCGAUGGGUCAUCCUCCCUUCUAUAACCCUUUCCCGCCCGCUUAUCCUCCAUACCACAUGUACGCACCGUAUCAGCAAGGGCCCCCGAUGCCACCAAUGAUGAACAAUCAUAUUCACACAGCUCCUAUUCCGCCUUCAAUGGCCACUGGAGUAUCGGCCGGCAUGCCUCCUCUACCUCGAGAGCCUCCCCCUCAAGUACCCCCUCCGCCUCCUCCUCAGCCACACUAGUGUCACGACAACAACAGCGACUCAAAAUUUGUUGUUUGCAAUUAACCCUCCAAGCCCUAUCCAUAAGCCAAUUUGUUUUUCUUUUUUUUUGUAACUUUUGGUAGGGUGUGGAGGUGUAACAUGAUAGGGUGUACCAAAUAAAACUCUUUUUUUUUUUUCUUAGCGCCAUUUUAUGUGAUAAAAGGAAUGUCGAAAUAUAUCUUUCUACCAAUUCAAACAUUUACGAAGAAUUUUUUGGAAAAAUUCUUUGCUUCACGUAGACACGGGAGUUCCACAUGUUUAAAGGGUUUAUACCCAAAGCUUUUUUCCAAUCAAUGUUCGAGGAAAUUUUGGAUUUCUUUCCCGGGGUUUAGAAAUAUUGUAAUGAAGCAUUGCGUAGUUUUCUAGCGAGGAAGGACAAGUUCGUCUAAUCGAAUUGAGUUUUCAUGGAAUAAAUGUUUGGAUGAUUCCAUUUCUGCACAAAUGACGUUUUCAAUGUUUGUAACAUGUUAUCGUCGUUUAAUCCAGUAAUUUUUUUAAUGCUGGCGCAAAAGCUAAAAAUGUAGAUAAAGCUGGAUAAGAUAAGAUAAAUUUUGGCAUUCCUUAAAUCAUACUAAGAUGGCAUCAAGAAUUUUGUUUGGUACUUCCUAGAUUAGAUUGAAAACGUUACGCUCUCCAAUUAAGCAUCGUUCAUUUAAUUCCGGCUAUUUUUUGGGGGGCAUUUUCGUUUUGUGAAGAGUUUAUGGUACGAUUUCUUCUCUGACUAGCCCAUCUCUCCGAUUCAUUUCCUUGUACAUUAUAUAUUAACUAAAGCGAAGAUGUGAGCUGUCGUACUGGAAAAGAAACCAUAAACUUUCUUGUGUGCUCCUUCCACUGACGCCCCCAAGACCCUUCUACUCUCGAGGCAACAAUUUUCCUCCAUAAUUUUUUUUUUUUGUUGCUUAUUUGAUUUUUUCCUCAAAAGACAAAAAAAAAGAAUGAAGCAUGUGAUGCCGUGAAUUCAAAACGGAGUUUUUUAAUUAUUAUUAUUCCUUUUUUCACUUCAUACUAUUACUGCUGCUUAAUUUAUAACUCAAUCUCUUAAAAGAAAGAACGAGUUACGUUUUUGUUUUUUUGGGGGGAGGUUUUAUUGCGUAUUUCUUCCUUCUAUCAUGUGGCUGAAGUCCUCUAUUUAUUUAGUUAUAAAUUUGCAGAUGGCCAUCGGCCUGGCCAUGCCUGAUUGGUUUCUGCCUCAAUGACGGUCCCCUUCUUUCCCCUUCCGGACACACAACAUCAAAAUGACUCCUUCGGUUUGAUGUCGGAUUGUCCGAGAUUUUUUUUUUUUUUUUAGAAAAAAAAAGUUAAAAAGAAACAUAACGAAAGAAAAAAAAACACAUAACAAACAUGAUAAAAAAAAAAACAAUAUGGGAUCAACUGGUAAAGACAUUAUUUUCUCGUUGAAGGGAGAAAACGAAAUAUUCCGAAUUUUGUUUUAAUAAUUUUCAGAAUUGCGUGGAUUGUUUAGACUAAUUUGAUAGUAAAUAUAGGGAAGAAAAACUGAGAAAAAGAAUUUAACUUUGUGUGUCUCUUAAGGAAAAGAAAACAAAAAAAAAAAGUCACGGCCUUUAGUAUGUUUGUAUCCUCACUCGUUCUGAUUUUUCACAUUGGUGAAAUGAACUUUUGUUUUUCAGUUUCGUGCUAUGUUUGAUUGAACUGUGUCCUGAUUGGCUCAUUGUCUUAAAAAAAAACGGGCGGAUGUAUCCGAAACGUGUCACUUAUCGCUUGUCUCGCCUCGAAAUUUCUAGGAAAACAAAUCUCCCUCCCUUUUCUUCUUCACAUUUGUGUUUUUUGGUCUUUUUUGUUUAUUUUUUUAUUUUUUUUUUGUAAAAAGGAACAACCAUAUUCAAGAGUUGGUAAUAGUUAAUUGUAUAUAAGUGUAUCACAACCGACCGCCUCUUGAUAAUUUUGGUGGCGAUUAAUCAGAAAUGUUUGCAACAUUUGCAAGUUGAAAUAAACUUUUGUGUGCGUAUGUAGGUUAUUAUGUUUGAUGAAUAUGAGAUCCUAUGAGUUGUGAAUGGGUGUUAAAAUAACGACGAGAAGAAGAAAAUACACUCGCGAAGUUUGUCUUGUA